Molecule: messenger RNA, 1028 nt
Organism: Urocitellus parryii (Arctic ground squirrel)
Lineage: Eukaryota; Metazoa; Chordata; Mammalia; Rodentia; Sciuridae
Gene: Kcnmb1
Product: potassium calcium-activated channel subfamily M regulatory beta subunit 1
Biological process (GO): potassium ion transport; detection of calcium ion
Cellular component (GO): voltage-gated potassium channel complex; membrane
Molecular function (GO): calcium-activated potassium channel activity; potassium channel regulator activity
Source: RefSeq, a predicted model, not a curated record
CGGCCUUUGGGGUGGGGGCGGGGGCUGGGCAGACGGAAACCAUCUGCCUGCGAGGACCCAGGGGCACUGGGCAAGCUAAAUGACAGCUGGCCCCAGUGGACAUGGUGAAGAAGCUGGUGAUGGCUCAGAAGCGGGGAGAGACCCGAGCCCUGUGCCUGGGCGUGGCCAUGGUGUUGUGCGCGGUGAUCACCUACUACAUCCUCUGCACCACCAUGCUGCCCCUCUACCAGAGGAGCGUGUGGACCCAGGAGUCCACCUGCCACCUGAUUGAGACCGACAUCAGGCACCAGGAGGAGCUGGAGGGCAGGAAGGUGUCCCCGUACCCCUGCCUGUGGGUCAACGUCUCGGCYGUGGGCAAGUGGGCCGUGCUGUACCACACGGAGGACACUCGGAGCCAGAACCAGCAGUGCUCCUACAUCCCGGACAGCCUGGACAACUACCAGAUGGCCCGCGCCGACGUGGAGAAGGUCAGGGCCAAUUUCCACAAGCACCAGGUUUUCUACUGCUUCUCGACGACCCAGGAGAACGAGACGAGCGUCCUGUACCAGCGUCUCUACGGGCCGCAGACCCUCCUCUUCUCCCUCUUCUGGCCCACCUUCCUGCUGACCGGUGGCCUCCUUGUGAUUGCCAUGGUGAAGCUUAACCGGUCCCUCUCCAUCCUGGCAGCCCAGAGGUAGACAGGCCCACGCCACAUGGCCACGCAGGCCACAGGGUACGGGGCAGCCCCCUGGGCUCACCCCUAUGCACACCAUCCCUCCUGCCCUCCCUCCCCUCCCCCAGCCCCUCCGUCUUCCAUGCCGAGGGACCUGGGGGACAUUCCUCUGUUAAGCCACCUCUCAAGAAUGUGCCAAGCCCCCUUGGUGCCCUGGGGACCCGAGGCCAGCCAGCUCUCCAUUCCUCAGGUGCCCGUACCUGUCUCCUGCUGUGUCCCUGUCAACCAAGGGACAGGAUGGUCCUUUCUGUGCCCAAGCUCUCCUGGUUGGCUCAGAGGCCUGCCUGUCUCCCCCCAGGAAGUGCCCAGCAAACCU